CCUUUGACAGCUGUUUCCGGUAGCCUGGAGGAGGACCCCUUCAUCACGGAUAAAAGGGGUCACCAGUCCGGUUGCCCUCAGACUUGGCAUGUCCCCUACUGGAUCCACGGCUCGCAUGUAAUCAGAGAACCAAGUACCCCUGUGACUGUGCAUGGCUUUAGGUGUUACCAGCGUUGCAUAUUAGCUAGUCAUUUAGCAGAAUUGUUUAUUGAAUGAGAUUUUUGUUCACAUUUCUAUCACAGGGAUUUUCGUCAUUAUUGAGUAGGUAGUGCUGGGAAACUCCCUUUGGUUGGAGUCAGAACCUCCUCCAUCUGCAUCCAGUAUAGUCUGGUGUUUAUUUGUUGAUGUAUGGUAACAUAUGGAUUGGGAUCGGUUGUGGUUUAUUAUAUGAGAUAUGACAAGAUAUGAAGUAUGAUGCGUAUGUUUUGUGGUUCUGUUCAGAAUGUAUUCUUAUUUAUUCACCUUUCCUUAUUUUUCUUUCUCUACCUGUGUUUCCAGAAUUGUGCGGUCUGCUGUUGGUAGUCUUUCAGUGAGGAAAGCAAUUGCAUUCAUAGGUUUCUUUGUUGCCCUCCAAAUCAGCAUGGAAAUCAACAACUCAAUCACAAAGGAAAUCCUACAGAUCCAGGGCUUCAACAUCUCCCCCCAGUUCACCUACCCUGUGGCCCUCCUGCUUCUCUUCGUCUACCUACUCAUCCUCAUCUCCAACAUCGGCGUGGUCACGCUGAUCGUCACCGAGAAAAGCCUGCACCAGCCCAUGUACAUGCUGUUCUGCAACCUGUCCGUGAACGACCUCAUAGGCAACACGGUGCUGCUGCCCCGGCUCAUGGUGGACAUCGUGUCCACCGAGAGACUCAUCACGUACAACCAGUGCGUGGCGCAGGCCUUCUGCAGCCACACCUUCGGCUCGGCCUCCCACCUCAUCCUGAUCAUCAUGGCGUUCGACCGCUACGUGGCCAUCUGCCACCCGCUGAGGUACGGCUCCCUCAUGACCACCCGCACGGUGGCGUGGCUGUCCACCGCGGCGUGGGCCGUGUCCGUCCUGCUGGUGUCCGUGCUGAUCGGCCUGACGGUACGGCUGAGCCGCUGCCGCACGCUGGUGCAGAACGCCUACUGCGACAACGCCUCGCUGUUCAAGCUGUCGUGCGACGACGUGUCCGUCAACAACAUCUACGGGCUGUUCUUCACGGUGGCGCUGUUCAGCUCCUCCAUGUUCUGCAUCACGCUCACCUACUUCCGGAUAGCGUUGGCGUGCUGGAUGCGCAAGAACAAGGAGCUGAACAGCAAGGCCAUGCAGACGUGCGCCAGCCACCUGGUGCUUUACCUCAUCAUGCUGUGGUCGGGCUUCCUGACCAUCAUACUGCACCGCUUCCCCGACUACCCCGACCUCAGGAAGAUCGCCUACAUCCUGUUCCACGUCCUUCCCGCUAAUCUCAAUCCAGUUAUAUAUGCAAUUCAAACGAGGUCGUUGCGUGAUAAGAUACUGCAAGUGUUUGGCAGAAAGGUCACUCCAUCUUUUUAACAUGUUUUAUAAUGGGACGUUCCUUGUGCUUGUUUUUGUGUUGUGUUUCUAAUGUUAAAACAUUGAUGAGGGGCAUUUGUGUGUGCUGAUAUUGUAAAUUGAUCAAGGACCCCGAUUGAUGAGGUGCUGAGUCCCAGACACAAGCACCUACCCCCUCACACACAUCAACAAUUACCAAGCAGAUAACCGAUCAAAAGUACAGCACAGCCAACUUCAGGUUAAUCUCCUCCGUCUGUCAGCUGCUGGGUUCAACCACCAAAUGUCUGCAGCUUACCUGUGGGCCAUUUUGAGCAAGAUUUCUAACCAUGUCUAACCAUGUCUAACCAUAUGAUCAGAUGUCUAACCAUAUGAUCACCUGAAUUUGAAUAAGUUAGUCACGUUGGAGAUAAACGUCUUAAUUACUAAAUUGUACUAUAGUAAUAGUAAUAUUAUAAACACAAUAUAACAGGGCUUGGACCAUCAGGCCUAGUUUGUGAUUUAGAUAUGCACUCC
Molecule: messenger RNA, 2011 nt
Organism: Gadus macrocephalus (Pacific cod)
Lineage: Eukaryota; Metazoa; Chordata; Actinopteri; Gadiformes; Gadidae
Product: olfactory receptor 52N5-like
Exons: 2
Coding region: 443-1519 (358 amino acids)
Biological process (GO): G protein-coupled receptor signaling pathway
Cellular component (GO): membrane
Molecular function (GO): G protein-coupled receptor activity; olfactory receptor activity
Source: RefSeq, a predicted model, not a curated record